Messenger RNA from Synchiropus splendidus (mandarinfish), 747 nucleotides. Its product is annotated as ependymin-like. Gene Ontology annotation, cellular component: lysosome; extracellular region. Gene Ontology annotation, biological process: cell-matrix adhesion. The transcript has 6 exons. Gene Ontology annotation, molecular function: calcium ion binding. NCBI's taxonomy places the organism in Eukaryota, Metazoa, Chordata, Actinopteri, Syngnathiformes, Callionymidae. Bases 22 to 690 code for a protein of 222 amino acids. The record is from RefSeq and is a predicted model, not a curated record.
CUCCUCUCCCAGCGCCUCAGGAUGAAGACCACCGGCGUGUUGUCUUUGCUGGCCCUGUUGGUGGCCGUCUGUGCUGCUCAGGCCCCCAAACCCUGUGUGUCUCCCCCUCUGCUGCAUGGAGGCUUCACGACGAUGUCUGAUGAUGGACUCAUGGCGUCGACAGGAACCAUGUCCUACGAUGCUUUCGGUCAGAGGGUGAAGAUGUCCGUGUCAAACCUGACAGGAAAUGGAACCUCGCCCAUUCAGCGUGUGCUGCUCUUUGGCAAGAAAGUCAUGUAUGAAAUCAACUGGAGGACGUUCUCCUGCAGGAUGAAGCGGCUGAACGCAACCUUCCAACCCAUGCGUGUCCCUGAGGACGCCCAGCUGUUGGCUCAGGUGGUCAUGGGCUCCUCCUCCAGCUUCGGCAUGGGAGUGCUGGUCAACAACUGGUUUGGCACGCUGCCAGGCAACGCCCUGUACACGUUUGUCUUCACAGAGGUCGGCUGCAUCCCAGUGGCUUACUCCAUCUACACCCCUGAGGAGGGAUGGAAUACGAUCAGCACCUUCAACUGGGUGCUUGGCACCGUGGACCCUGGGGAUUAUAUCCUUCCAUUCUUCUGCCGCAAAGCCAAGCUGGAGGAGUCAGACGCCCCUGAGACCAUGCUGACCGCUCUGAAGUCUCUGGUCCGAGAGGCCAAGGGCAUGAAGUGACAGGAGAGCAUCCAUGUUGGCCCCGGAUGAUUCAGAAUAAAGUCACGAUGGCUUCAA